ACUAAUACUAUAACAUAAAAGAGCUAACUACUAGCGUAAUAUCAAAUUUAAAAUAUCCAUAGUUACUGUUUUAUCCACUAUAUAAUAUAUUCAAAGAACACCCCUAACAAAAAAGCUUCCGCGCGGAGCUUUCGAGCUUUGCAUACUUGAGAAAUCAAUAGGAUAAAAAGAGACCCCACGUUAGUCUUACUCAACGCGUACACAAGAAGGAUAAUAACGGUGCAACAUCGUAGCGGGGAGUAUUUUUCGUUAUUUGGUUAAUUUCCAAGAAAAACCCUCUUCAAAAGAGGUUCUAACAGGAUAAGAAACACGAAAAGGUAACAGUAUCCCAGAGAAGGAAGAACUGCUGAGCAGGAAUCUUCCAGCUUAAUCACCACCUAACAUCGAUAUACAUAUAUGUAUGUACAUACAUAUAUCUCUAUUUUUAUGGCCGAUUCCCCACACAAAACGGACGCCCACGCACUCACAUACUGCAUACUGCAUACACAGGCAGGUUUGAAGCCUUAGCAAAAUGCGAGGACUCGUCGAGGAUACAAAGAAGACCAAGCUGUCAUCCAGCGCCAACAAUAACAACAACAACAGCAGCACCAGCGGGAGCAGCACUCGCCUCAAGUCUGGUGGCUCUGUCUCUGGUGGUGCCAGUGGCAGUUCCACUUCCAGUUCAAAGCCACUAAGGAGUGCAGCGAAAACGCCAACAAUGAGCACACCAGGCGGAGCAAUCGGAGCCGGGGCUGCGGCCAAAAAGGCGACCCAACAACAAGUUGGCAAGGUUGCCAAGACGGCGACAACAGCAACUGGGACAGCAGCAACAGCCACCAGAGCGGCGACAGCAGCGUCGGCCAAAGCACAAAAGGGUCAGAAUCCACCCCCACAGCCAUUGCAGGCAUCAAAGCAGCAGCCACAGCAACCCUUGGUGGUCGUGCCGCCACAGCAGCAGCAGCAACAGCCUCUCCCAGCGAACAACGGCAGCACCACGAUUGCUCUGCCAAAGGCCUCGCAUGCCAACACCAGCGAGGAGCUGGCCGGCGGCGUCCAGGACACCAUAUACCUUUGCAACUUCCGGGUGUCCGUCGACGGAGAAUGGCUGUGCCUUAAGGAGCUGCAGGACAUUGACGUGGCCGGCGGAACUGGCAGCCAGCAGCCAGCACACACCACCACUGACGCAUUGGGUGGCACAGGAAACUCCAGCCACUUCUCCAGUGGCUCAAACUCCAGCAAGCGCAACAGCAAGCGCUUCUCCGGAUUAUCCACCGGCAGCACCAGCGGCGGUGGCGGCGGCGGAGGAGGUGCCCUAGACAUCACGGACAAUGGUAUUAUGGCAAUUGAAAACCUUAUCGGCCGCAGGCUGUGCGACAUGGUCCACAGUGGCUCCACGGCACUCGGCUCCCAGCCGCACUCCCAGUCGCAGCACCAGAGUGUCGGCCUCUUCGCCGAGUGGUCGCAUCUCUCCCGGGACACGGCGGAGAUCGAGCGCAGCAACCUGGUAAACAUCUGCAAGCUGGUGGUCAAGGAGCUGCUGGAGCAGUCGCUGCGCUAUGGCCGCAUGCUGGACUCGGACCACCUACCGCUGCAGCACUUCUUCAUUGUCAUCGAGCACGUGCUGGGUCACGGCCUCAGACCCAAGAAGGGUCUGCUGGGUCCGCGCAAGGAGCUGUGGGACCUGCUGCAGAGCGUCGAGCACUACUGCCCGGAAGCGCAGGAUAUCACGGCCAGCGUGAGGGACUUACCCACGGUGCGGACCCACAUUGGCAGGGCCAGAGCCUGGCUGAGGAUUGCCCUCAUGCAGAAGAAGCUAUCGGACUAUUUGCAGGCUUUGAUCGAACACCGGGAGGAUUCUCUGUACGACUACUACGAGCCGCAUGCGCUGAUGAUGAGCGACGAGAUCGUUGUGAUAAUGGGCAUUCUGGUGGGCUUAAACGUGAUCGACUGUAAUCUAUGCGUCAAGGAGGAGGAUCUGGAUUCGCAGCAGGGCGUCAUAGACUUUUCCCUGUACCUGCGAUCCAGCUCAAGAAACGCGGAUGCUGCGCCGGAGGACAGUGCUCCGCCGGCACUAUUGGAUGCCACCGGGCAGGGCAAUAUGAUAGCGGUGCUGGACCAGAAGAACUACAUAGAGGAGCUCAACAGGCAUCUCAACGCCACUGUGGGCAACCUGCAGGCCAAGGUAGAGUCGCUUACCACGACGAAUGCUCUGAUGAAAGAGGACUUGGCCAUCGCACGGAACAGUUUGCUGGCUCUCCAAGCCGAAAAUCAGGCCAUGCGACAGUCCACUCACGGCGGGGACAACACCUCCACUGGUUCGGGUGACAAGGAAAAAAAUAAAGACAAGGAUAAGGCUUCCGAGGAACUGGUGGAAGAACGUCGCAAGACUGGCGAACUGGAGAAGGAGCUCAAGCUGCAGGUGUCCCUCAAGGCGGAGUCAGACAUGGCCAUGAAGCUGUUGGAGAAGGACAUCCACGAGAAGCAGGACACGAUAGUCUCGCUGCGCCGCCAACUGGACGACAUCAAGCAGAUCAACCUGGAAAUGUACCGCAAACUGCAGGAAUGUGAAGAUGAACUCACACAGAAGGGCGAGAUGGUCUCGCGCCUGCAAACGAAAGCCUCACAAAUUGGUAACAUUUUACAAUCGCUAGAAAAGAAGUACGAGUCGAAGCUCGUCGACAACCAGCAGCAGCACCACGGACCGGGAUCGGGACCGGGAGCGGGAUCGGGAGCUGGAGCCAUUGGUGGAGACCGCUCUCCCAACACACGGCGACAGCAGAAUCUGGAGAAGUUCGAGGCCCUCACCAAGAAGCACAAGCAGGACGCUGGCCCGCCCAUGAAGCGAAUGCACCUCAAGAUGGACGCCUUUCCGCCCUUCGAUCCGGCCAAGUACAGGAAGUCGCCGCGUCAACCGGAGCCACCGAACCCACUGGAGUUGCAGGAGAGCAGCAAGGACGUUAAGACGCCCACAUCUGCCAAGUCCCUGAACGAUGAGCUGGCCGAGGCAGCGGCUGCGGUAACUCAGCACUUUGGGUCAGGCGAUGGAUCCCGCAGCGACUAUGUCCUGUGCCGGGAGCAGACAGCCGCUGGAGACACUUAAGCCCCUGAAAAAAAUUAGAAUAAGAUGAUCCUCUGUCUAUAUACAUAUAUGGCCCAGUUUCGAAUUUCACACUCACAGAACUUGAUAGCGUUUGCUUUUGUUCACAUUUCUAUUUGUUUUUCCCGAAAGGGAAACUAAAAUUAGAUUUAUAACUUUAUGGAUUUAGUGCCUGACUGCAUUUAUACCUAAGGAGCCAGUACACAAUUUGAUGAAACAUCUUCGCAAGUAUGCAUUCCAAGUAGCGAAAAGGAAAUAUCUCAUUCCGAAGAAAUCCCAUUUGUCAAAAAUCAAUUAUGAUUAUUUAUUAAGUUUUUUUGAUCUCAAGAUAAAUGAAAAACACAUGAAAAUCGAAACGCUCUCAAUGUUCGCGUCCAGUUCCGAACGGAACUCAAAGUGCAGCUGCUUAACAGGACCCCCAAAACUAUAGAGUCCCUAGCUCUCUAUAGCCAUUGCGUGUGUACGAAAUAGGAUGCCUUUACUCCGUAGACCAGAUCUCCCCGAAGGGGGAUAGAAUACAAAUUGUUAAAGGUUAUAUGAAUUACAAAGUAUGCAACCUCUGUUAGCUGAAUUAUCUUCCCCGAGUCAGAGUCCCCGAUUAUAUACGAUUAUUAUACUAACUAAAGACGUAUGUAUGUAUAUAUGUAUAGUGCGAUUAGAGGAGGCUUCAGAGAUGUUUAUUAUACAUAUGUAUGUACAUAUGGAUUCAACCCCCGCGCAACCGCUUAAAUGUAAUGUAAUUAUACACUCCGCCUAGUCGAAAACAACAAGUAUUGUAAUUAUAUAAAUAAAUAUUGAGACUACAUAUAUAUGAAUAUAUACAAAUCUAUAUACAAUGUAACUCUGCUGUGGAGCAUCAGCCUAUGUAUUCUAGUACUCGUACUCUCCUAAAUCGAUCCCAGAGAAAUAAAACUUAUCCGAAUCCCA
This is a messenger RNA of Drosophila kikkawai, 4003 nucleotides long. Lineage: Eukaryota; Metazoa; Arthropoda; Insecta; Diptera; Drosophilidae. The record is from RefSeq and is a predicted model, not a curated record.